This is a messenger RNA of Ordospora colligata OC4, 639 nucleotides long. RefSeq lists its product as uncharacterized. The transcript has a single exon. Bases 1 to 639 code for a protein of 212 amino acids. Gene Ontology annotation, cellular component: nuclear envelope; nuclear membrane. The record is from RefSeq and is a predicted model, not a curated record. Lineage: Eukaryota; Fungi; Microsporidia; Ordosporidae. Gene Ontology annotation, biological process: lipid homeostasis; nuclear envelope organization.
AUGGGGCAAGCGCCUAUGGAUGUUGAACAUGAGAUUGGAUGGAGAAAUACAAAUGAACGAAAAAACACAAAGUGUGAGUAUCUGUCGCCAUUGAAGAAAAGGAAGGUGGAUGAGUAUUUUCCGAUCUGUUUAGUGAGUCAGGAUGUGAAGAAGAAUGACAAAAAGACUGAGGUGAUAAAGGACAAAGAAGUGAGGAAGCGGUGGGAUGUGGAAGGAUAUAUUGUCCGACUUCCGGUGAUGCUAAUAAGAUACCUGCAUCUGGUUUUGAAUGUAGUGAUGAUAGGGUUUAUUUGCUAUGCAGUAGUUUAUGUGUUUGUAAGUAUACAACGAGACAUCAGAUACAAGGUGUCGAAUAGAAAGCUACAUAUUAAGAAGGAAAUAGAAGAUGCCAGGACAUCUUACGAAAUAAAUAAGUGCCAUCCGGAUACAAGGGUGCCUGCAAUAGAGGAGCUGUGUAAUAAGUGGGAAUGCACGAUUAAGAAUGGAAAUGGAUCGGUUGGAUACACGAGGAUUAUUGCAGAAGUGUUUGGUGAUGUUCUUGAUGGAUUUGUUCGCAAGUUCUCUAUGAAAAGCUCAUUGAUUAUGGGGUUUUUCUUUUUUGUGUUCCUGACAUUUGGAGGGAGAAGAGUGAAGAAAUAG